UGGAGAGUGGAAGAAAGACCAGCUCGCUUUACAGAGUGCGACUAACACACGCACAUGCACUCACAUGCUCUCUCACACAUCAUCCCUCCUGUCACUAUAACAAGAGGACUGCAAGCUCACGACGGUAAGAGCUCAAAAAGAGCAAUCCAACAUCGGGAAGAGGGACGAUCCGGCUGGGAUCUGGGAAUCCGAUGCUGCAGCCAGGAGCAUCUGCAGGCUUAAUUGGGCGAUUCAAUCCACACGCUGAAGCUGAGAGGAACAGACGAAAAACUGAGGACAGGACUUGCUGAUGUGGACCAAACGCCUGUCAAGUUCCAGCCCUGGGUGUGAGGUGCAGUGAUUGGGCCCCUCUAAGGUAGGGAAGGGGCAUGGCGGGUUGUCCACACCUGAGUUUAUCAGGGCUGCUUGUGCUCCUAAUCACUGCAUCCAUAACACAUGGCCAGAGCUGCCCACAGCGCUGUGACUGUAUCCCUCACCAGAGAGCGGUGAUGUGCCAGAACAAGCGCCUGGGAUCUAUUCCUGGGGGCAUCCCGGCUGACACACGGCUGCUGGAUUUGAGCUGCAACAGUUUGCGCUGGGUGGAGUACAAUGACUUGUCAACACUCUUGAGACUUGAGGAGCUAGACCUGAGCGAGAAUCUCAUCAGUGUUUUGGAGCCUAACGCCUUCUCCAGCUUGCUUAACCUUAGAGUAUUGCGUCUUAGAGCCAACCAGCUUAAACUCGUGCCCAUGGGUGCCUUUUCACGUCUCACCAACCUCACAACUCUGGACUUAAGUGGGAAUAAACUAGUAAUCCUGUUAGACUUCACCUUCCAGGACUUGAGGAACCUCCGCAAUUUGGAGGUUGGUGAUAAUGACCUGGUGUACAUUUCAAACAAAGCUUUCCUGGGAUUGGUGGGACUGCGGGAGUUAACAAUUGAGAGAUGUAAUCUGACUUCCAUAAGUGGACAGUCUCUUUCCUACCUUCGCGGCUUGUUGACACUUCGAUUACGCUACCUCAGUAUUGCUUCGUUAGAGGAGCAGAACUUUCGCAAAUUGGGUGGACUACGGGGUCUUGAGAUUGACCACUGGCCAUUCCUUGAGUACAUCUCUCCGCACAGCUUCCAAGGUCUCAACCUUUCCUGGCUUUCGAUUACCAACACCAACAUUUCCACUGUGCCUACCGGUGCUCUUCGCAACCUAAUUCACUUGGCUAGCCUCAAUCUGUCCUACAAUCCCAUCUCGGUUCUUGAGUCCUGGGCCUUGCGGGACCUUGUCCGAUUGAAAGAACUGCAUCUAGUAGGUACAAAUCUGAUCUCAGUGCAACCCUACGGUCUCGGAGGUCUGCAACAGAUACGAUUGCUCAACUUAUCAAACAAUGGGUUAGUGACCCUGGAGGAAGGAUCCUUCCACUCCGUCAACACACUGGAGACGCUGCGUGUAGAUGGCAACCCUUUGUCCUGUGAUUGUCGCCUACUGUGGAUCCUGCAGCGCAGGAAGACUCUCAAUUUUGAUGGAAAGUCACCCGUUUGCACUGUACCUGUAGAAGUGCGAGGAAAAUCACUCAGUACAUUCACAGACUCUGCACUCUUUGACCAUUUCACCUGCCAGAGGCCCAAAAUCCGCAAUCGCAAGCUUCAACAGCUGACGGCACGUGAAGGCCAGGUGGUGUCAUUUGUAUGUAAAGCUGAAGGAGACCCAACUCCGGUCAUCUUUUGGAUUUCACCUCAGCGAAGACGUAUCACCACGAAGAGUACUGGGAGAGUUAUUGUCCUUCCUGAAGGUACUCUGGAGAUUCGUUAUGCCCAGGUAACAGACACUGGGACCUAUAUAUGCAUAGCAAGCAAUGCUGGUGGCAAUGAUACCUACUUCGCCACCCUAACAGUCAGUGGAUUGCCACUAGAUAGUGCUCUGUCAGCUAAUCGCACAUACUACGUAGGUGAUCUCAACGACACAAACUUAAACGACACGCGUGUCUUCCUGAAGUUCACACUGGAUCUCAAGACCAUACUUGUGUCCACAGCAAUGGGAUGUAUUAUGUUUUUGGGGGUAGUUCUUUUCUGUUUCAUUCUCCUGUUUGUGUGGAGCCGUGGACGAGGUCAGCACAAGAACAAUUUCUCAGUAGAGUAUUCAUUCAGAAAGGUAGACGGCCCUGCUGCCAGCGGGGGUCAAGGAGGGGCACGGAAAUUUAACAUGAAGAUGAUAUAAAAUAUACACACCCGAUGUCCAAAGGGGUAAAAAGCACAGCAUUGUCAUUUCUAACUGAAACACAUUUUGAUACCAGUCCUACAUACAUCUAGGGCUUAUGUUUAAAUGGAAGCAAUUAGUUAGGUAGUUACUGAGAGGUCGUUUACAUCAGCAGUUAUUUAUAAUCUAACCUUUAUUUUGGUCUCUUAGGAUAUUUUACACAAUUAUUAAGACAUUUAUGAUGAAUUACAGUACAUACUUUCAUGUAGGGCUGGCUGUCACUAGAUACCCGUUGUGAACUUUGUGAGAAGGCCAAGCUUGUAAUGACUCAUAAUGACCAUUAAUGUAAUUUUCUACAAAAUAUGUCUAUAUAAAUAGAAGUAAGCUCUUAAUAUUUUGGCACUCAUUCUGUGAUUUAGAUUUGUAAUUAUUAAAUGGGUGCUUUCUGCUUGCCAAGAAAUUGCCAAUGCCCUAAAAAGAUGGAAAAAAGCAUACACUGCAUUUUGCCUAGGCAAAUUAUUAUACUCGUUAGUAGGCAAAACACUUCACACUGCCAAUUAAACAUGGAUUUAAACAUUGUACUUGCCCAAAAUCUCAACCUGUUAACCACUGGGUUACUUGAAGACUGUUUAAAAAUUAAGUAUGUCUUACUAAAAGAGUUAGCUGAUUUUAUUCGCUCUGGAUAUUAAGUGCUUCUAUAAUACACUGCCACCUACUUCUAAGUCAUGCCCACAUAAAAGUUAAUCACGCACACACACACAGAUUCAAAAGUACUGUAGUAACAACAUUUUUAAAAAAAGCACAUCGUCUUUAUGAGGCAUUACAUAUUUAUCAGCUAAACACCAAUAGCCUCAGUAUCAAGGCAUGAGGUGUAGAACUUUUGUAUCUUAUUGUAUAUACUACAUAUGGGUGUUUUGUGUGUACAUUUUGGUGCCCAGUUUAUAUGUCAACUAAAUUAACGUGAAAUACUUUUAUUCAGUAUAAAAUGUUCUAAAGAUGUGUGAAAACUCUUAAAGAGUUUUUUUCAGAGCAUUUUAUAACUCGCGAUCAUAUAUGUGUGUCUUUAUGCCUCUUUUAUGUAAUUUGUGUAAAAGGGAAAGUCAGUCUUAUGACUUAUUUCAUGUCAGUUUGCAUGUUGUAAACAAAAUACGAAGCUAGUUUCUUGUGCUCAAGCCACCAAAUCCAUCAUGCAGUUCUAAUACUUGUAGUCUGUUUAUAAAUAAUAUUUUAUGAGGUGUUAGACACUAAAUGACCCCUGCUCGAGUGCUGCCGCUUAAAAUGAAACAGGAAGGUACUUGAACAAAGCCGUUUUGCUGCCCCCUAUUGUUAACAUACGACAGUUCAGCAAACACAGGAUAUGGAUCUUGAUCAUUUUGCCUUUUAUUGGUUAAUCCUAAUCUAACAAAAAGCUUAAAUUAGUUCAGCUUUUCUAUUUGAACAGAUCAGAUGUGCCCUGCACUGUCUUAUUUUAAGCAGCAUUUUAUGUACAUUGCGAACUGCCAUAAUUUGUCAACAACUGUAAAACGAUUUAAGAAGCUUUUUGAUAUUUUUUGUAACAAAAAAUAAGUGAUUUUACAGUUUUAUUUAAAGUAAACUUAAAUAAAAUGGGGAUCAACUUAUGUUGUAGAUCAGUGUUUCUCAACCACGUUCCUGGAGGACCACCAGCUCUGCACAUUUACCCGUGUGUCCUUAACCAAACACACCUGAUUCAGAUCAUCAGCUCAUUAGCAGAGACUGAAAGACCUGUAAUGGGUGUGAAAGACAAAGGAGACAUCCAAAACAUGCAGUGCUGGUGGUCUUCCAAGAGCGUGGUCGAGAAACACUGUUGUAGAUGAUUCUAUUUAUAAAAAUGUAAAAAAUAAGACAAAAAAGAUGCUGUUUAUAAAGGCAUGCAUUUAGAUCCUUGUGUUGGAUUUUUUUUCUUGUUUGAUUCCUUGGGUUUAUCUUAAAAUCCGCUAUAAAUUAAUGUUUUUGACUGAUGUAUGUACUCUGUGUAUAGACUUUCCAUAAAGUUAUACUUUAUAUUUCAUUUUUGCAAAUACCAAGAUGUUCAAAAUAAACA
This is a messenger RNA of Danio aesculapii, 4227 nucleotides long. RefSeq names its product leucine rich repeat and Ig domain containing 3a (gene lingo3a). Gene Ontology annotation, cellular component: plasma membrane. NCBI's taxonomy places the organism in Eukaryota, Metazoa, Chordata, Actinopteri, Cypriniformes, Danionidae. The transcript has 2 exons. Gene Ontology annotation, molecular function: protein binding. The coding region runs from base 369 to 2186 and encodes 605 amino acids. The record is from RefSeq and is a predicted model, not a curated record.